AUGGGCCUUACUUCGUUAUUGACAACAUUUUUUCAGUCACGCAAAAUUGAUAUUCUCGUCACUUUAAUAGUAUUAGUAUUAUCCAAAGUGUUAACAUAUUUGCCACCACAUCAUAUGGACAUUCCAAGUAAUCACCCCCUCUUUUCAUUUCCUCGGAAAGAAGGGACCUUCGGGUUAUGGUCGACUAUUACCAUCGACUUUAUAGUUCCAGUAAUUAUAAUUAUAGUUCUCUCGAUAUAUAGUGGAUACAUCUAUGGGUGCUUCAAUGUAGUCCUCUCAUUUGUUUUCAACGACUCAUUGAAUGGGUUUUUGACCCAACUCUUCAAACUUUUUGCGGGUCGUCCACGACCGUUUUUCUUCAAUGGAUGUGACCACUCUAAAAACACGUGUUUCAAGUCAUUUCCAUCAGGACACUCCUCUUUUGCUAUGGCGGGUCUUCUUUUCUUUGCGUUGUACAUAUUCUUUUAUAUGAAGAGAACGCAUUUCAAAUCAAAGAAUUUGGUCUGCGGAAUUGCUUUUGCGCUCCCCGUGUUACUUGCUUUUACUAUCGCAAUUACAAGAACUCGUGACCAUUAUCACCAUUUCUCAGAUAUCACCGGUGGUGUUAUGCUUGGUGGUUCUGUGGCUUUAAUAAGCUUUUUUGCUACUUACCAAAGAUUUUAUUUGAAAGAAGAAGAAGACACAGAAGAUAUUAUUGUUUUUCAAGAAAUAACCAUAUUUUAUAAAUAUUUUAUUAAAUUGGAACUAUACAAAAAAAGCAACUCAAUAAUAAGAAAAAGUGUUGAAAAAACCUCAAAGAAAAUGUUUAGUUGUAUUUAUCCCAAUCCAGAUUAUUUAUUAUUCCACAAUUUUUCAUAA
Molecule: messenger RNA, 858 nt
Organism: Entamoeba invadens IP1
Lineage: Eukaryota; Evosea; Mastigamoebida; Endamoebidae
Product: phosphatidic acid phosphatase type 2 domain containing protein 1B, putative
Exons: 2
Coding region: 1-858 (285 amino acids)
Biological process (GO): phospholipid metabolic process
Molecular function (GO): phosphatidate phosphatase activity
Source: RefSeq, a predicted model, not a curated record